CUCAGGUGUAGCCAAUCAAAUGAAGGCUGGCUCUGUCCCAGUGAGGGUCCAGCCAGCAAUGCAGCCCUUGCACUGACACACCUGGAUGGAGUGCAGCCUUUUUAAAGCUACAGUUGUCGUCUGGCACGCCUUGUGACUCAGACUGACGCGAAACCCGUCGGUCUUGCCUUCGGGGGCAGGUUUGAUAACCUUGGCAGCAGCCACCGGCCACUCCCCCCCCAGACGAUGUGCAGAGUUGCCGUGAUAUAACAGACGGUCGCCAGCACGUCUGCAGGUAGCACCGCCGCGCCCGAGAGCUGCCCGCACCGACCCGCCCAUAAACGCACCAUGCCAGCCGAAAAAGUUCCUGACACCCCUGUGGAAGUCCUUGUGGAUCUCCUAACAAAAGCCAAGGAGAUUGCCUCAGCGAGUGCUAACGUGCCUGAAGAGUUGAAAUGUCACCUGCAGAGAGCGGUGGACAUAGCCAGCGGCCUGGACGACUACCUGGAGAAAAUGACCACGCAGGAAAGUGAACCUCUGGCAGAGCUUUAUAGGAAAACAGUUUCCCAUGACUGGGAUCAGGUGCACAAGGAUGGCAAAACCAUGUUCAGGCUUCCCAAGGAGUGCAUCACCGGCCACGUUGAAGGCCAGACCCUGAAGAUGCUUAUCCACAUGAGUCAAGCUAAGAAGGUCCUGGAGAUUGGAAUGUUCACCGGCUAUGGCGCGCUGUCCAUGGCCGAGGGGCUUCCUGAGGGCGGCUGCAUAGUUGCCUGCGAGUUAGAGCCAUACCUCAAAGACUUCGCCCAGCCCAUUUUUGACAAGUCUCCGCACGGCAAGAAGAUUAACGUCAGGACUGGAUCUGCCAUGGACACCCUGAAGGAACUGGCUGCUGCAGGCGAGCAGUUUGACAUGGUCUUCAUUGAUGCCGAUAAGAACAAUUACAUCAACUACUACAAGUUCAUUCUGGACAACAACUUGCUGAGGAUGCAAGGGGUCAUAUGUGUAGAUAACUCCCUUUUCAAGGCCAAAGUGUAUCUUAAAGACACAACAGAUGUCAACGGGCUGGCGCUCCGAGAGUUCAACCAGUUUGUCGCAGAUGAUCCUCGUGUGGAGCAGGUCAUUAUCCCACUAAGAGAUGGCAUCAGUGUUAUCCGCCGGGUAUCUAUGACCUCCGACCGCUCACUGGCCCAGAGUGAAGUAACGGACGACGAAGUUUUCCGGGGGGUCAAGGGCCUCACCAUCCUCGAUCGGAUGCGUCUUGAGGGAAAGGUGGCCUAUGUGACGGGCGCCGGGCAGGGCAUAGGCCGAGCAUUUGCUCAUGCCCUGGGUGAGGCCGGUGCAAAGGUGGCCGUUGUAGACCUGGAUCAAGACAAAGCCGAGUCUGUCGCUAAAGAGCUCUUUCUUAAAGGCAUCAACGCCAUGUCUAUCACAGCUGACAUCAGCAAACCAGACGACGUCCAGAGGAUGACCGACAGCGUCGUCUCCAAAUGGGGGGCGAUCCACAUCGCCUGUAACAACGCCGGCAUCAACAUGAACUCAGCCAGCGAAGACACCAGCUUAGAUGAGUGGGAUCAAACCUUUAACGUCAACCUGAGGGGAACAUUCAUGUGCUGUCAGGCGGCAGGUCGAGUGAUGUUGAAGCAAGGAUACGGCAAGAUUAUCAACACAGCCUCCAUGGCCAGUCUAAUAGUUCCUCAUCCCCAGAAGCAGCUUUCCUACAACACGUCCAAGGCCGGAGUGGUCAAACUGACUCAAACUCUGGGCACUGAGUGGAUUGACAGAGGAGUACGCGUCAACUGCAUCUCGCCGGGGAUUGUUGACACCCCUCUCAUCCACUCGGAGAGUCUGAGGCCUCUGGUGCAGCGCUGGCUGUCAGAUAUCCCUGCUGGUAGACUGGCUCAAGUGACAGACCUGCAAGCUGCAGUGGUCUACUUGGCAUCUGACGCCUCCGACUACAUGACAGGGCAUAACUUAGUCAUAGAGGGUGGGCAAAGUCUGUGGUAGAAGGGGUCGAUGAAGAGAUGAAAACUUUUUUUUUUUUUUUUUUGUCUCUCCUCCUCACUCUCCCGGGAUUAGUCUCUGAAAUAGGUGGCGUUCACAUUAUCUCCCUUUGACACGUUCACAGCACUGUUAGUUUAAAUCUUUGCUGGUGUUUAACUUUUGGUCAGUUAACAUCUGUUUCAUGGUGUGAUGAGAUGACUGGUAGCUUGUUUGUCCUCUGUGCCUCCCGUGCUGGUUCAGUCUGCAGUCACGUGUGUUAUGACUGUUCACUGACACUGAACGUUUGAGUGGACAGAAAACACUGUGACAUGUUAAAUACCGAUAAAGAGGUAAAGCAGCUGACCGUCCUCUUGUCACACAGUGGAAAUUUGUGAGCAUGCCCGAGAAAAUAUCUGUCCAAGAAAGUAGAGGAAAGCUGUUAUUACUGUGUGCCUUCAAACAAGUCACAAUGUCUGCUGUAUGUUCUCUUGACAUUAUUUUAUACAUCGACGCUGUCUAAACACACAAUUUUGAUAAAUAUGGCUGUUAGAUGCCACUGAAAGCAACUGUUCUUUUUCAUCGUGUCAUUUGCAAAAGUCUGCUAGUGUACUUGAAAUGUUUAGUUUAUUUUUAUUGCAUUUUUUUUAACUCAAAUUCAACUCAUGGUUCUCUGAAAUAAAGUGACAGUUUUGUACGGCGAUGAA
Molecule: messenger RNA, 2663 nt
Organism: Acanthopagrus latus (yellowfin seabream)
Lineage: Eukaryota; Metazoa; Chordata; Actinopteri; Spariformes; Sparidae
Exons: 13
Coding region: 328-1983 (551 amino acids)
Molecular function (GO): O-methyltransferase activity; oxidoreductase activity, acting on the CH-OH group of donors, NAD or NADP as acceptor
Source: RefSeq, a predicted model, not a curated record